AUGGCGGUGCAAAUUUCCAAGAAGAGGAAGUUUGUCGCUGAUGGUAUCUUCAAAGCCGAACUGAACGAGUUCCUCACAAGAGAGCUGGCUGAGGAUGGCUACUCGGGUGUGGAGGUUCGUGUCACCCCAACUAGAACUGAAAUCAUCAUCUUGGCUACCAGGACACAGAACGUGCUUGGUGAGAAGGGGCGUCGUAUACGUGAGCUGACUGCAGUGGUCCAGAAGAGGUUUGGCUUCCCCGAGGGCAGUGUUGAGUUGUAUGCUGAGAAGGUUGCCACUCGUGGUCUUUGCGCCAUUGCCCAGGCAGAGUCUCUGCGCUACAAGCUUCUCGGGGGUCUCGCUGUCCGCAGGGCCUGCUAUGGUGUCCUACGGUUCAUCAUGGAGAGCGGGUCCAAGGGUUGUGAGGUGGUGGUCUCUGGAAAGCUCAGGGGCCAGAGGGCCAAGUCCAUGAAGUUCGUGGAUGGCCUCAUGAUCCACAGUGGAGACCCCGUUAACUACUACGUCGACACCGCUGUCCGCCACGUGCUCCUCCGUCAAGGUGUGCUGGGGAUUAAGGUGAAGAUCAUGCUGCCCUGGGAUCCCAGCGGUAAGAUUGGCCCCAAGAAGCCUCUCCCUGACCACGUGAGCAUCGUGGAGCCCAAAGAUGAGCAGGUCCCCUCAACGCCCAUCUCUGAGCAGAAGGGAGCCAAGCCGGAGGCCGCUAUCGUCGCACCUGCCACACCCGUCCCAACAGCAUAACCAUGAGGGACCCCAAGCCAACAUCUCACAUUUUCAAUGUCAUCAUGAGUCGAGGAAAUUCUCCAAAUACCUUUGAGUGUUUGUCGAGAAACAAAUAAAAUAUUUAUAUGUUUUGUCUUAGUAAUUAUUGACCAAAUUCCCUUACUAUUAAUGUUUUGAGUUUUUGCCUUUAAAAUCCUUUCGACGUAACUUCUAUUACCUUGAUAUCCACCUCAAAUGUUACAAGUAGCCCAGUGCCCUGAACUUAAGUCCCUGGUACUCAACUCUGCAC
This is a messenger RNA of Salvelinus namaycush (lake trout), 1009 nucleotides long. RefSeq names its product 40S ribosomal protein S3. The record is from RefSeq and is a predicted model, not a curated record. Bases 1 to 738 code for a protein of 245 amino acids. Gene Ontology annotation, molecular function: RNA binding; structural constituent of ribosome. The transcript is spliced from 7 exons. Gene Ontology annotation, cellular component: nucleus; cytosolic small ribosomal subunit. Lineage: Eukaryota; Metazoa; Chordata; Actinopteri; Salmoniformes; Salmonidae. Gene Ontology annotation, biological process: translation; positive regulation of apoptotic signaling pathway.